AUGGCGCACGAUUACCGCUCACCACUCGACAACGCGGACGAAGAGCUGGUAAAGUACAAGAACCCGUACCUCAAAGGCAUGGGAGAUCAGAGCAUAUGUACCAUCUGGCCGACCGAUGCACCUACAGACUACAUACGCAGCGCCACUGUCUUCCUCGAAGCCGAAAACGCAAAUCCCGAUUCGCUAAUCCACCAAGACCCUCCGCUACCCAUCCCACCAGAUCCCGACGACAACUCACUCAGACCCCUCAAAACCGACGACGAUGUCUUCGACGCUGCUCGUAUAUGGCUCAAAUGUCCUCUCGAUCACGCCAUCGUGAUGAAAUAUCCUACUCAACUCGUGCAACUCAAUGGAUUGCUCAUGACUAUCAAGUGGCUAUGUCCAAACACACUGGAUGGCAUAACUGAAGGUGACACGAUCGAUCGGCGGUGGGUGGACGAGCCAAAGGCCUACAAAUGCUCAUACGUUGCUCUUUGCGAUUACGACAACCUCGUUCUUUUAAGGUUCGGAAACGUCUUGGGGAUUGAAGGAGUUCGGGUCACCGCCGUUCCAAGAGAUAGUAUGCGUCUGGCGUUCUUGGGAUUCCUACUUGAAGCGUGCGAUGUUGUUUUGGGUGAGCCAGGUAGUGGCCUGUCUUGA
Molecule: messenger RNA, 639 nt
Organism: Alternaria ethzedia
Lineage: Eukaryota; Fungi; Ascomycota; Dothideomycetes; Pleosporales; Pleosporaceae
Exons: 2
Coding region: 1-639 (212 amino acids)
Source: RefSeq, a predicted model, not a curated record